Drosophila elegans is the source of this 748-nucleotide messenger RNA. RefSeq lists its product as uncharacterized. The transcript is spliced from 2 exons. NCBI's taxonomy places the organism in Eukaryota, Metazoa, Arthropoda, Insecta, Diptera, Drosophilidae. Bases 122 to 670 code for a protein of 182 amino acids. The record is from RefSeq and is a predicted model, not a curated record.
CUACUCUUAUUUUGUCACGUUUAGUGAAGUUUCAAAUAAGUACCGAAAACACUUGGCAUACAAAACAAAUUGUUUCAAAAUUGCGUAGGGUAAAGAUUUUAGUACCAAGACACGAUUCAGAAUGGCAGAUGUCCUGGAGGAGUAUAUCACCCUGACGCCGUUGACUUGCGUGCAACAGUGCAAUGCUUUACUAGGCACCACAUUAGGAAAACCGAAAAGCUGCUUUGUAUUUUUCACUCUUUUUGGAGCUUACUGCGGCGUACUCGUUUACCGGGCAUAUCGAUCAUAUGCCUUCAAACAAGGAGGAGAUGGCGAGAAAAUAUCAGAAGGUAUUCAGAUUGAGGCUAAAGCAGAAUUCUUAAACGUAGAGCCAGGUUCCAGCCUUGUGAACGAGUUUUUUGACCGAGCGCAGCCAAUCCUGUUGCAGCCUGUCGAUUUUUCCAGCACUGACAUGAGAUGGCGCUAUUGCAGCCAAACGGCUAAACCAGAAUUCAGGCUAGGCGACUCAGAAAGUGACGAUGAAGUAGUCGAGAAAAAUGCCACUGAAGAGCUCGAAUCGAAAAGUAAUGUAGUUGAUGAAGUCGAGCCCUCAACAUCCAAUACAAAGCCUGAGGGGCAUAUGGAGAAUGUUGAUGGUAAACAUCACAAGACAACCACCUUUUCGGUGUGAAUCUCAUUGCUCAAUGGCUAGCAAAUUUAUCGUUUGAUCGAGAGUAGAAUAAAUCCUCAUUUUAGCACCCUCUUAAAA